CUGCCCCCUCCUCCUCCUCCCUGUAAACUUGCCCGCCCGCGCCUGUCUCCCUCCCCCACCGGCGCACUAACCAUCAUCUUUUUCACUCGGGUUUCUACAGACAAGUUUUUUUCCGCUUUGCAGCAGGAAAAAAAAAAAAAGAAAGAAGAAGCCGGCGGGGAGGGGCGGCUGUUCCUGGAAGAGCCAGCCUGGGGAGUUGGUCACAUUCUUGGCUGGGAUUCAAUGACUGAGGCAGACACCAACAAACAGAAGAGAGAGAGAGAGAGAAAAGGGGGUGGAGAAGGGAGGAGGAGGCUGGAGCGCUCAGGCACACACAGAGUAUUAGCUAAGCACUCUGAAUUGGAGAGCCAGGCUGUGUGCACAUUGGGGGGAGCCGCUGUGACAGGACGACGAGACACUCCUGAGAGGAACACUAGUGACUGUCCUAUCACACGAGGAACUUUAUUUUGUAUCUAUCCGAGGACUUCCUAUUCUUAUCCUAUCACAGAGCGGAGCGACUUCCUCCCACUGUAUCCUAGAGCGGCGCGAGGACUUCCCAUUCCGUCCUAUCGCAGAGCGGAGGAACUUUAUUGUAUCCAUCCUAGAGCGGCGCGAGGACUUCCCGUCCUAUCCUAUCAGAGAGAGGGAGAGCGCGGAGGAACUUCCCCGGCUGUGUCGGAGGAACUUUAUUGUAUCGGUGGUAGAGCGUGUGGAGGACUUGCCCCGUGUGUGUGGACACAUACCAUAGAGAGCGGAGGAACCUCCUCCUCCCCCCCUCCUAUGGGCAGAGGGUCGCGGCGGGGCACGUGCCGCGGGGACUGUCCGGCCAUGGAGCGCCUGUGAAGUUGUCGUCAUUGGCCCCGGCUUGUGACUAGAGUUGGUGUCCCGCGCCUGUCUGCCUCCCUUCCUUCUUCUUUCCCUCCCUCAUCUAUUCCUCCCUUCCCCCCUUCGAUGAUGGAGGCUGUGAGCCGGAGCUUCCAGCCCCAUCCCGGUCUGCAGAAGACCCUGGAGCAGUUCCACCUGAGCUCUAUGAGCUCCCUGGGCGGCCCGGCCGCCUUCUCCGCCCGCUGGGCUCAGGACAUGUAUAAGAAGGAGAGCGGUAAGGAGCCGCCCGAGCCCAUCCUCCACCUCCCUUCGGUCCAGCCGCCUCCGGUCAUCCCCGGGGGGCCGCUCUUCAUGCCGUCCGACCGCUCGACGGAGCGCUGCGAGACCAUCCUGGAGGGGGAGACCAUCUCGUGCUUCGUGGUCGGCGGGGAGAAGCGCCUGUGCCUCCCGCAGAUCCUCAACUCGGUGCUCCGGGACUUCAGCCUGCAGCAGAUCAACUCGGUGUGCGACGAGCUGCACGUCUACUGCUCCCGGUGUACGGCCGACCAGCUGGAGAUCCUGAAAGUCAUGGGGAUCCUUCCGUUCUCCGCUCCUUCGUGCGGCCUCAUCACCAAGACCGACGCCGAGAGACUCUGCAACGCCCUUCUGUACGGGGGAAGCUACCCUCCGCGCUGCAAGAAGGACUUCCCACCGGGCUCGGCCGGCCUGGAGCUCGAGGUCACCGAGAGGAGCUUCCGUGUGUACCAUGAGUGCUUCGGCAAGUGUAAAGGCCUCUUCAUCCCGGAGCUGUACGCCAACCCCAGCGCCCCCUGUAUCCAGUGCCUGGACUGCCGCCUGCUCUACCCCCCGCACAAGUUCGUCGUGCACUCGCACAAGGCGCUGGAGAACCGGACGUGCCACUGGGGCUUCGACUCGGCCAACUGGAGGGCCUACAUCCUCCUGGCCCCGGAUUAUAGCGGGGAAGACGAGCAGAGCCGGCUGGGCAGGCUGCUGGACGAGAUGAAGGACAAGUUCGACUACAGCAACAAGUACAAGAGGAAAACUUCACGGAUUUCUUCAGAACCCCCAAGUAAAAAGUCAAAAUUAGACGAUGCCAUCAUCCACUCCCCUAGCUCGAAUGAGAAGGACAAGUCCUCAAGUUGGUUACGGAAUUUAUCAAACUCUAGCAAAAACACAGGAUAUGUCCAUCCUCGGCAGCGCCUAUCUGCUUUCCGGCCCUGGUCCCCUGCCAUUUCAGCAAACGAAAAGGAGAUUCCAACUCAUCUACCCACCCUGAUUCGAGAUAGUUUUUAUAAUUGCAAAAGUUUUGAGAACCUCGUUGCCCCCAAUGUUGCCCUGGCACCUCCAACCCCACAGAAGGUCAUCACAAGCCCUCUUUGUGCACCUGUGGUACCAAGAAGUAAUCAAACAUCGGGUAGCCCUGCCCAUUCUCGAAAGCGAAGGCCCACAGCAGAAUUGCCCCCAGCACCUGAAGCCCCCACUCCGUCGGUUACAACUCGGGAAGAGGAGAAGGAGUCUGAAACGGAGAUUGAGGUGGAAAGUAGAGAAGAAUGUAAGUUUACUUCCUCGCUUUCUUCGCUCUCAUCUCCUUCCUUCACAUCCUCCAGCUCUGCCAAAGAGUUGAGUUCCCCAGGCAUGCUAGCCCCAGCUGCGGUUAACCAUUCCUUUGAAGUGGCGCCUCACGGAGACUCGCUUAGCAGUGGACUAGAGGCAGAGCUGGAGCACCUUCGGCAAGCCCUGGACAGCGGUCUGGACUCCAAGGAAGCCAAAGAAAAAUUCCUUCACGAAGUAGUUAAGAUGAGAGUAAAACAGGAAGAGAAGCUGAACGCUGCAUUGCAGGCCAAACGGAGCCUUCAGCAGGAGCUGGAGUUCCUCCGUGUCGCCAAGAAAGAAAAGUUGAGAGAAGCAACAGAGGCAAAACGCAACCUGAGGAAAGAAAUUGAACGGCUCAGGGCGGAAAAUGAAAAGAAGAUGAAAGAGGCAAAUGAGUCACGGUUACGUCUGAAGAGAGAGUUGGAGCAAGCCAGGCAAAUAAGAGUGUGCGACAAGGGCUGCGAGGCUGGUCGGAUUCGUGUAAAAUAUUCUGCCCAGAUAGAAGAAUUACAAGCAAAACUCCAGCAAGCAGACAGCGACAGAGAGAAGCUACGGACAGAUCUUGCACAUGAGCGAGAAGCCAGAGAACACUUGGAAAAUGUUGUUAAAGAUCUACAGGAACAACGCUGGGCAAAGCCCGGUUGCCUUUCCAGCAGUGAACACACACGAAAAGACAUUGAGAACUAAAACAAACAAUACAAAAAAAAUUCUAUAUGAAGCAAAAAACCUAUCUAUUCAUAUACAGAAUUCUACGUAUAUGCACAGGAAGAGGAGGACGUUUCCCCAAUGUAUGCAUGAAUAGGUGCAUGUGUGAGUGUAUGGAGUGUGUGCCCUGAGCUCACACAACUUAUUACAAACUUUAUAGAGUCCGAGAGCGAGGAAAAAUGUUACCCUGUACAACAGAAGCACUGAACUUUCGCCUCUUUAGAACCUACACAGCACAACAUCUUACUGUGCCUCAGAGAGAGUGUUUAUAAAAUGGAGUCACUUCGGCUCUCAAGUGAGAACUUUUUUUUUUUUGUUUUGUUUUGUACAUGUCAAAUACAAGAGAACAGCAGCAUUCGACAAAGUCAAGAUGAAAAAAAAGCAAGCAUUAUCAGUUCUUUAAAAUUGUUCUUAAGCUUGCCUGGAACACUUUGAGAUUUACAUUUUCUUUAUAAGCUAUUUAAUAUAAAGAUAUAUUAAAUGACAAGGACAAUAUAUAGACUGUUGAAAAUGGGGAGGGGGGAAAACAGAUUUUUGUAUAACAAAACUGAAACUUUGAUGCACAAUUUUAACUGACGUUACAGGCUUUUUGGGGUUUAUUAAAAAAAUGAAAAAAGAAAAAAACGGCCCUGUGUUCCUACUCUUAAACCCACCCUUCCCUAGUCUCGGCACCAUUCACAUCGACUGUGCAAUGUAUUGGUAGCAAGCCAUUAAUAUUGAAAUACAGACUCUACUGCA
Rana temporaria (common frog) is the source of this 3840-nucleotide messenger RNA. RefSeq names its product SKI proto-oncogene (gene SKI). The coding region runs from base 931 to 3084 and encodes 717 amino acids. Gene Ontology annotation, biological process: negative regulation of BMP signaling pathway. Gene Ontology annotation, cellular component: nucleus. NCBI's taxonomy places the organism in Eukaryota, Metazoa, Chordata, Amphibia, Anura, Ranidae. Gene Ontology annotation, molecular function: SMAD binding; DNA-binding transcription factor activity, RNA polymerase II-specific; RNA polymerase II cis-regulatory region sequence-specific DNA binding. The transcript has 7 exons. The record is from RefSeq and is a predicted model, not a curated record.